GGACAACAGGAGGGUUAACAACGUAUUUUCAUAGAAACUGUGAUGGACAUAUUUCAGUGUUAUUUAAUAUCCAAUUAACUAAAUAAUUAUUCGGUAAAGUAAAGAAAUAGUUGGGAGAUAGUGGGUGGAUGUUAGAGGAGUGAAUUUAACUUAAAGACUCAUCAGAUUUAGAAAUAUCUAGAUUUAGAAAUAGCAAUGCUGCAUGUUGGGGAUGGAUGGUCAGUGCAUGUAUCCUCUGGAUGCAUACUGACGUGGAACCAGCCAGAGGCCCAGCUAGCCGACCAAUCAGGAGGCGGAGGAGAGGCUGGUCCUGGACCGGCUGGCAGACAGACAGACACCCGGGACAGAGCUCCGGCCGCAGCUCAGCCCCGUGGCGGUGACAGCACUGACAGCGACUGGACCAGGUCCGACUUCACCACGUCGUCCCUUGAGCGAAAGAUGGCUGACGUGGAGCUGGUGAAGAAGAUGCUGCGGGCCGUCCUGCAGGCCAACAAAAGUGGAGUGUCGCUGUCACGUCUGCAGACGGAGUAUAAGGAGCUGACCGGGGAGCAGAUACCACAUAAACACAUGGGACACAACCAGCUGGACGCUCUGCUGGCCAGCAUGCCCUCUGUGGUCCGCAUGGAGCGCAACCGCACUGGAGAGAUGGUCUAUUUUGCCUCAGGGGCCAAUGAGACGGCCCACAUAGCCAAGGUGGUGGCCCGACAGCGUAGCUCCAAGAAGACAGGCCGACCCCACCUGGUCAACACCCAGAUGAGGGUCAAACCGGCUGCUCCGCUCGUCCUCAAUGCCAAACCUCAGACCUCUCUGAGGCAGCCGAACCACCGCGGGCGAGGUGGGGGUAGAGGAGGUGCAGGCCGCGGGGCUGGACAUGGAGACUUCAGACAGGCCAGAGACAUAAGGGAUGGCCAGUCGGAGGGCAAGACUGGGGGGCAUCCGAAUAAGAUGUCCAAUCAGAACACAGCCAACAGAAAAGGGAACCCACCUGCAGACAAGCCAGACAAGAGGAUGACCCUCCCGUCACGGUUUCAGAAGGAGGUACACGCUCACCUUUCCAGAAACUCCCAACAGACUGGCCCACCCAUGAAUCUAAAUGAGAGCUUUGGUUCAGGGAAAGGGAAACCGUACAACCCUCAGCAGGUCCAGGGUCGCAUCAAGGAGAUCCUGGGGAAGUACAGUAAUGGAUUCUGGGUGUCGAAGCUUCCUCAGAUCUACAGAGAGCUGUACAAACAGGAGCUGCCCACGGAGGCCAUCAAAGACCUGGAGAACUGGACACACAUAUGCACUAUAGAGAAAACCUGCAGCAGCAACCCAUCAGAGCUGCUUCUUUAUCCCGCUAAGGAACAGAACACCACAUCCUCCCCUUCACCCAUCCAUAACCCAAACCCCACCACUGCCCCGACUUCAAACACCCCCACAGACAAACCUCUUCAGUCCCCCGCCCAGCAGAGACCCCCCAGCACUCCUGCAGCUGGCUCUGGUUCUCGAUCUCCUCAGUCUCCACCAUCGUCCUCCUCAUCUCCCAGCCCUCCCUCGUCUCCUGCGAGCCUCAGCCCUGACCUGAAGCAGAAACUGGAGGAGCUGCUGGUGAAGUACUCCAAUGGCCUCUGGGCUCAUGCACUGCCCAAGCUCUUCCAGGACACCUACAAAACCAAACUGCCCGGACAUGUCCUGGAGAACCUUGACCUCCUCUCUGACAUCUGCACCAUCGACUACCCGAUGCCUGACAACCCCAAGAGGGCCAUCCUGUACAGACGCUGCAGUGCUGGAGGUGGAGGAGGAGAGGACGAGAACUGCAACAGGAGGAACUCCUCGACCAGCGAGGAGGAAAUGAGGAUGAGGAAGGAGCUGGGGAGGAGGCUGAGUAAUCAUGCGGUGCCUUCCCUGCAGAUCCCCAAAGAGGAGUAUCCUUCUGUGCUGGUAGUGGAGGCCACCAACACCAAUGGAGUUAUACUCAGGUACAUUGGUGAGGGUUAUUCUCAGGCCCAGGAGUCUAUGGAGGAUGAAAUGAGGGAAUUUUAUGGCUUGGACCAAAGCAGCCCAACUCCUUUAGCGUCUCCAGCCUCGGGUCAACUUGUCGCAGUCAGAGCUGAGGAGGAGGAGGAGAUUCUGAGGGCACAAGUCUGCGAGGUCAUGACUGACAAGGUCAAGGUGUACUAUGUGGAUCAUGGCUUCUCAGAGGUGAUCAGCAAAACCAAAGUGUUUGAGCUGCAUGAGAAGUUUUUCAAACUACCUUUCCAAGCCACCAAGUGUAAACUGGCAGGCCUGGAGCCGUUCUGUCAGGAGCCUGCAGUGCUGAAGAAAUUUGAAACGAUGGCAAGCGGCAGGAUCUUAUUGGCCGAGAUCCUCGAGAGAAGGCAGACUCCUCUAGUUGUCCUGUAUGACACAUCACAGGAUGAUGAUGUGAACAUUAAUGCUGCGUGCAGGAAAGGCCUGCAGGACAAGACACUAGCGAGUCCUCUACAGGUGAACAGUGCUUACAUGAACGUGACCGUCAGCAGCGUCUGCUCAGAUGGGACCAUCUACUGCCAGCUUCCCUCCAGAGGUCUAGCCAAGAUGAAUGAAAUACUGGAGAAUAUAGAGACGUACUUCCACUCACAGGUUACAUCAGAGUUCCUGGUAUCCAGACCAUUUUGUGGGAAAGGAUGUCUGGCUCGCUACAAAGGCAAAUGGUCUCGUGUCGAGAUUACCAACCUGCAUGGCAGCAGAGUGCUGGACAUCCUGUUCAUUGAUGUUGGUGUCCAGGCUUCUGUAGAAGUGAUUGAGCUGAGAGAGAUCCCACCGCCGUUCCUGCGUGACCUCAUGGCGAUACCGCCACAGGCUGUGAAGUGCUGCCUAGCAGACCUGGCUGUGAGUAUUGGAUCCUGGAAUCCAGACGCUGUUCAGUGGCUUCGAGAGAAAGUACUUAACACCACUGACUGUAGCAUGAAGGUGGCCAAGGUAGAUGAAACCAAGCACUGCAUCUAUGUCCACUUGUUCACCGACAAGAACUUCCACGACUCGACCCGCAGCCUCAACCAUCAGAUGGCCCAGUCUGACCUGUUCAAACAACAACCAGACGUCUUCCUGACAAGCCACAGCCCCGCAAAGAUUUCUGCACCCACCGUAUCCUCUAAGACCUCCAGCAGCAGUGAAUCCACCAAUGGCAGUCUGACAUCAGCUUCUGUCCCAGUCAAGCCUCAUCUCAGGAAGGCCCUGUCAGGAUCCAGGAGCAGCGGAGGAGGAGGAGGAGGAGGAGGAGGAGGAGGAAGAGGAGGAAACACCACCUCCUCCAGCCCGCCAGAAACACCAUCAUCACCAUCGUCACCCUCAUCACCCACAUCCCUUCUCCAGCUGCCACCACUGCUAGAGCUGCCCCCAACAGGAAACAACAUAGAUGUCUACGUAUCAGUGGCGUGCCAUCCAGGCCACUUUGUGCUUCAGCCAUGGAGAGAUAUGUAUAAACUGGUGGUGCUGAUGGGAGAGAUGAUACUCUACUACAAUAAAACUGAGGAGAAACCACUCAACAUAGAGAAGAAUCAGAUAUACGCUGCUAAAGUGGAUAACAACUGGCAUCGUGUGUUAGUGAAGGGAGUUCUCACCAAUGGGUUGGUGUCUGUGUAUGAGUUGGACUAUGGUAGACACGAGCUGGUCAGCUGCACCCAGCUCAGAGCUCUGAUCAAAGAGUUCAGACAGCUGCCGUUCCAGGGAAUCACUGCUCAGCUGGCUGGAGUGAAGCCGAGGCAGUGGUCAGAGGAGGCUUCCAUCGUUUUCAGGAACCACGUGGAGAAGAAACCCCUGGUGGCCCAACUGGAGGCUGUACAGGAAGCCACCAACCCGUGGGACAGGAGGCUGACGGUCUUCUUAGUCGACACGUCACAGGAAGAAAGGGACAUCUGGGUGCACGACAUCAUGGCUGAGUUUGCAGAAGAGCUGACCAACGAGCUGUAAGCAAUAGGAGAUCACUGAGAAGUCUUACUAGCCCAGCGAUUGUCCUGUUGUGGAUAGACGAAAUAGAAGAAGCUUAUCCAUCUUUAUCCAUCUACCAUUUAGUGGGACCGAAAGAAGAACACAGGGAUGAUUAAAAGAAAGAGAUUAGGGAAGUCACAAAGAAGAGGUGAAACUGAGAGGUUUGAUAGCAUGUAGAGACCAGGAUUGGCACAAAGUCAAGAGGUGAAGGCGUUGUAGCAACUUGUGUUGUGUUGUGGGCUGUACAUCAAAGGAUGUUGUGAUGUGAUUGGAGUUACUGCAGUGUGACUACUGGAUAUAUGCCCAUUCAUGAUGCAGUGGUUUAGACCAUAGCUGUCAAAAACACACUUAGAAUACAAAAAAGCUAUCCGAUGGCUCCAUAACAAGCUCACAACGCUGUGGAAAUGAUGCAACAUGCAAUCUUACACCAUCUGGCUUUAAUCCAAAGCAGCACCCUGAAGUUUGCAUCCAGUUUUACUGCGUACCAUCCUGGAAAAGCCUGAAUACCCUCAACCCUGCCAAUGUGAAUGCAGUGCAAAGUGAAAAAAUACAACCAAGCAAGUUCUCACAUGCUCAGAAAACUUAAAUGCAUUUGUUUACAAAGUCUGCUUUUUGGAUGGUAUUUCUCAUUGUCACAAAGUUUACAAAAAUCAGAGCAAACAUUCCCUCUAAGAGGAGGAGAAAUGGAUGAGUCUGUGAGGCAUAAGGAAAGAGACCAGGAGGUGAUUUCAAAGUUUUGGGACAAAUUUUUCAGUUAAUUAAUCAAAACUCAAAGACAGAAUGUGAAAUGUACCCAAAUGAAGUGUUUACACUUUAUGAGAAGCAGGUUUUGUUUGAACCUGCUCCACUUACAGAAGAAACAAGUCACAAAAGUUAAUAGGAUUUGAUGAGUUAUUCUCAGUCUGUUUAUCCCAGCAUCACUUGUUUCAGCAGUACAAAGUGUUCUUUCAAAUACCCAAAUCAUGCAUCAAAGUUGCACAGUGACCAGCUGUGAACAAGUUCAUGUGAUUCUUUUUUUCAAGUGAAGAACAAAAAUGGAACAUAUCCAGAGUCCUGUGAAGCCGAUGGCUCAUCCAACUCGUGUCAAACACUGAUUCCUCUUUGACUCUUUUCACGGGAUUGAAUAUUUUCUUCUCAUUUUUCCGUUUCUUGCCUGACAACGAGAAAAAAUUUAAAUUUGAGCAGAUUCCUUGUGCUGCAUGUUGCAGAUCUUCCUGAACUGUUGAACAUAUGGUUUGAUGUUAUAAUAAUAAGCAGUUUAAGUUACCAGUAGUGUUAAGCUUGUAGACUUUCAAAUAGGACAUAAGUUCUUCUUAUGGUUGGUUUCUGUGCCAGCAUCAAAUGUUGGCCUGAUGUGAGAUUUGAUUCUGAAAUGUGACUCUUUUUUUUUAUUUUCUCCUGACUCAGCGGCACCAUGAUUUUGGAUGUGCAAACGCUUCUCCAAUUCUAAAGACAGUAGACCUGACAAAGCUAAAAGCUGCAUUGUUCUUAACAAAUGUCAAAUGACAUCGUUUUAUUUAUAUUUAACUUAUAUUCUCUAGAUGCAGAGAGACACAGUAUCAUUUCCAUUUUGUUUAACAAUGAAACUGGGGAUAGUAAAAGAUACGUUUUUUGGAAUAAAGUCUGUUUGAGAGGUAAACAUCUUCA
Amphiprion ocellaris (clown anemonefish) is the source of this 5595-nucleotide messenger RNA. RefSeq names its product tudor domain containing 7 b (gene tdrd7b). The transcript has 20 exons. NCBI's taxonomy places the organism in Eukaryota, Metazoa, Chordata, Actinopteri, Pomacentridae. The record is from RefSeq and is a predicted model, not a curated record. Gene Ontology annotation, biological process: spermatogenesis; lens morphogenesis in camera-type eye; lens fiber cell differentiation. The coding region runs from base 196 to 3930 and encodes 1244 amino acids.